CUCUCGUUUAGAAUGCGUCGGACUUGCUGUAGGUUGAGUUAAUGCGUUGGAGUGUUCUGGUUGUCACUGAAACGGUAGUGGAAAUGCCGAGACGGUGGCGGUCCUUUCUGGAAGUGGUACUGAGUGCGUCAACCAUCGAUGUAUGGCUUGCAGUCUCCGUGGAAUUGAAAUGUGCAUAUAUGAGUUCGAACCAAAUCAUUGUCGAGUGUUGUCAAUGAACAUCGUUGUUGUCAGUGGAACAACUUAUAGCAUUCUAAACCUGUUAGAUCAUUCAUUUGGUUAUGAGACGUGUUAGAGCGAUACCUUAUGCAGGAUUGGAGGAGCCGGAAUGGUUCAUCAUGAGCUUUCAAGAGAUCUACGUUUGACAUGCAGUUGUGUUACUUCUAACAUGUUUUAUUUCCUUUGAUGAUUUCUUAGUUUAUUAAAGUUUGGGAGAGGGAGCUGAAGGGUCAUCCAAGAGAGACGGGAGAAUGAGUCUAGAUAUUUGUCUUUAUAUGGCAUUCUUGUACUGGUUACUUAUAAUUGCUGCAGUUUGUCAUUUCGUUCCUUUUUUAUUCACGAUAUCCAGAAGUUACGUGUCGUUUUCAAAUUGUUAGAAUGAUUGCAAGUCGAAACAAAUUAUUGCAGAUCUUUAGGUAUUGCAUCUUUGAAAAAUUUUUGUAAGGUUGAAAAGAACUUAUCGUUGACUGCUUCUAGUUGAUGACAUCGAGCAUCACCUAUUUUAGGGCAAGGGCAGCUCUAUGGAGUAUUUUAGAUUUGUGAGGAACUGCAGGAAGAUAGCUUGCUGAGGUUUUUGUUCUAAGCAGUUCAAUCGAGGCUUUAUUUUUUACAAAUUCACGAAUCAGGACUCCAAUUUUCAAUAAUUUCGACAAAUCAGGGGAUCAAGGAUGGCUGUGUGAUGGAUAAUAAUCAGGAAGUUUCUGGCGAAGCACAUGUGUUUGAUCCAAGCGAGUAUUUGAAGUUAAAGCCGAAAAAGUCCAUUCUCAAGCAGCCGUCUGCGGAAGAGAGCAAGCGUAUUGCUGAAGAUCGAGCUCAUUUCGAUGAAAUGAACAUCAUUGCAACACAUCAUCCGGCUGAUAAAGAUUACGGGCAUAUGAAGAUUGAGGAACCUAAGACUCCAUACCAUGGAUAUAGCGAUAGCGAAGACGAUGCAGACAAUCAUGUGGCAAAGGCACCACGUCGAGUUUCUCUGGUUGGAGCAGUUGAUCCAGUGAAAUUAGCUGAGAGUAUUAAAGCUGGCACAUCGAUUUCGUCUACGUAUUUCGAAAAAAGUUUAGCGGAUGACGAUGGCGAGAUUGAGCUUACUCCUGAACAGAUUGCCCAUAAAUGUGAAUUUGAGAAGAAGAGAAAAAUGCAUUACAACGAAGGUGCCGCAUUAUUACGAGCAAAAGAAUUGUUAGCAAAGGAUGAGGAAAACAUGGAAUAGAUUUGUUAAUUGGAACCAUAUAUUAAUUCCUUGCAACAAUUUCUACGAAAAUGUGUUUGUGCAGUUGGCAGAUGUUUUCUGACUUUGAUGUUCGCAAUUUGUUUAUUGUUCUGAUUUGAAAUUUCGCUUUCAAAUUUUUGAUUUCUCUUCGAGUGCGUUUUAAAUUUUAGGAAGCAGUAAUCCAAGAAACUCGAAGGAGGUUGCAAGUAAGGAGAAAUACGUAAAGAAAAUUUGUUUCUUACUUUGUAUUUGUUGAAUUUUUCUUGUAAUUCUCAUUUGCUGGUCGGUCACUCUCUUGUAACCUUCAGUAAAUUUGUUAACACAUUUAAUUUCAUUUUCAGUAAUAUUAUACUUUACGAGGAUUAACUAAAAAUCUAGUGCUUUUUGACCGUUUGUAUCAAUUUGUUAGUAAUUAAUAUGUUCCAAAUUCCGUGUGAACUUUAUUGAUCGACAAGUCAACUGCAGUUGAGGUCAUUUUUUAUUGAACAUGCAAUAAUUAUCAAGGGGAAAAUUGGUUUUUGUAUGUCGCCCAUAAUUGAAGCAUGUACUAUUGUAUUCUUUGUUUAGAUUAAUUCAUAGCUUCUUCAGGGUAAUUGCGUUCGUUUCUUCGUGUAUACAAGUAUUUGGCAUAUACGUGGUCGAAAUUCGAAUAUUUCAGGGCUAAAGACAGUUACUUUUUACGAAAUAGUACGCUCAAUAUAUCGAUUCUUUAUGUGUGUGAUAAAGCAUGUAUGCCGUUCAGGCUAUCCUUCAGGUUCUCUUCAUCGCUGUGAACGUUAAUUCGUAUUUUCUGUAUUAUCUUGUGAUUAUAAAGACUUCCCC
Loa loa (African eye worm) is the source of this 2248-nucleotide messenger RNA. Its product is annotated as phosphoprotein phosphatase inhibitor 2. The record is from RefSeq and is a predicted model, not a curated record. Gene Ontology annotation, biological process: regulation of signal transduction. Gene Ontology annotation, molecular function: protein phosphatase inhibitor activity. Lineage: Eukaryota; Metazoa; Nematoda; Chromadorea; Rhabditida; Onchocercidae. The transcript has 5 exons. Bases 899 to 1426 code for a protein of 175 amino acids.